Messenger RNA from Neolamprologus brichardi, 1141 nucleotides. The record is from RefSeq and is a predicted model, not a curated record. NCBI's taxonomy places the organism in Eukaryota, Metazoa, Chordata, Actinopteri, Cichliformes, Cichlidae.
UACGAUGAGAUGGUCGCAGCUCACCUCAGGUGUACCUACGCUGUAGCCAACCAUGACUUUGUUGAAGCCUACAAGUUCCAGACGCUCGUUGUUCAGUCCUUCUUGAAGGCCUUUCAGUCCCACAAAGAGGAGAACUGGGCUCUGCCCGUGAUGUUUGCUGUCACCCUGGACCUCCGGAUAUUCGCCAACAACGCAGAGCAGCAGCUACAGAAGAAGGGUAAAGGUCAGCCUAGCGAGAUGUUGGAGAAAGCAGCAGAGCAGCUGAUGAGCUGCUUCAGAGUUUGUGCCAGUGACAAUCGUGCAGGUAUUGAGGACUCAAAGAAGUGGGGGAUGAUGUUUCUGAGCAACCAGCUCUUCAAGAUUUAUUUCAAGAUCAAUAAGCUGCACCUGUGCAAACCUCUGAUUAGAGCCAUUGAUAGUUCCAACCUGAAGAAUGACUACAGUCCAGCUCAGAAGGUCACCUAUAAAUACUACGUGGGCCGCAAAGCCAUGUUCGACAGUGACUUCAAACUGGCCGAGGAGUUCUUGUCAUACGCCUUUGAUCACUGUCAUCGAUCCAGCCAGAAGAACAAGAGGAUGAUCCUCAUUUACCUGCUGCCUGUCAAGAUGUUGCUGGGUCACAUGCCAACUCAUCAACUCCUUAGGAAGUAUGACCUCAUGCAGUUUUCUGAUGUUACCAAAGCUGUGAGUGAAGGGAACUUACUGUUGCUGAAUGAGGCUUUGUCCAAACACGAGACCUUCUUCAUCCGCUGCGGGAUCUUCCUCAUCCUGGAGAAGCUGAAGAUCAUCACCUACAGGAACCUCUUCAAGAAAGUGUAUCUGCUGCUGAGGACUCACCAGCUGCCUCUGGAUGCCUUCCUGGUGGCUCUGAGGAUGAUGAAGGUGGAGGAUGUCGACAUCGACGAGGUGCAAUGUAUCCUGGCCAACCUCAUUUACAUGGGUCACAUCAAAGGCUACAUCUCCCACCAGCACCAGAAGCUCGUGGUCAGCAAACAGAAUCCCUUCCCUCCUCUGUCGUCUGUCUCAUAGUCUAUGAGACAAUUCUACAGGGCUGCUUUCCUGGAAACGUUUUUCACUCAAUUCAUAUUUCCUUUAUUUUGUACUUUAAAGACAUGUCGAAUAAAACAGAUGUUGGUUUGUA